CAUAAACUCACAAGCCUCUGUGAAUCUCUCACUCACCACAACACAAAAUUAGGGUUUCACUGUGAGAGGCGAGAGCGAGAGAGAACGAUGGAGCAAGUUCAGUGUUUCGGCCGCAAGAAAAACGCGGUGGCGGUGACCUACUGCAAGCGCGGCCGUGGCUUGAUCAAGAUCAACGGCUCCCCAAUCGAGCUUAUCGAACCGGAGAUUCUCCGAUUCAAGGCCUUCGAGCCCAUCCUCCUCUUGGGGAAGAGCCGCUUCGCCGGCGUCGACAUGCGCAUCCGCGUCAAGGGCGGAGGACACACCUCGCAGAUUUACGCCAUUCGUCAGAGCAUUGCGAAGGCGCUUGUUGCUUUCUACCAGAAGUAUGUUGAUGAACAGAGCAAGAAGGAGAUCAAGGAUAUUCUGAUCCGUUACGAUAGGACCUUGCUUGUUGCUGAUCCUAGGCGCUGUGAGCCGAAGAAGUUUGGUGGUCGUGGUGCUCGCUCCAGGUUCCAGAAGUCUUACCGUUGAAGAAGAAGAAACAGAGGAGGGAAGUGUUUUUUUUGGUGGUUUGUUUCAGAUUUCGGUUCAUGUUUUGUGCUGUGGAAAACUUUUGUUCUUCAUGCGUAGUUUUGUUUUGAUUAUCAGAUAUUGUGUUAUUUUAAAGGAUUUUGUUAUUUAGAUAUUGAUGCAAGGAUCACAUUAAUCUAGUUUUUAGUUUUAUUA
This is a messenger RNA of Lotus japonicus, 705 nucleotides long. Its product is annotated as 40S ribosomal protein S16. Gene Ontology annotation, biological process: maturation of SSU-rRNA from tricistronic rRNA transcript (SSU-rRNA, 5.8S rRNA, LSU-rRNA); translation. The record is from RefSeq and is a predicted model, not a curated record. The coding region runs from base 88 to 510 and encodes 140 amino acids. The transcript has a single exon. Gene Ontology annotation, cellular component: ribosome; cytosolic small ribosomal subunit. Gene Ontology annotation, molecular function: RNA binding; structural constituent of ribosome. Lineage: Eukaryota; Viridiplantae; Streptophyta; Magnoliopsida; Fabales; Fabaceae.